Messenger RNA from Bipolaris zeicola 26-R-13, 474 nucleotides. RefSeq lists its product as uncharacterized. The record is from RefSeq and is a predicted model, not a curated record. The transcript is spliced from 2 exons. The coding region runs from base 1 to 474 and encodes 157 amino acids. Gene Ontology annotation, molecular function: zinc ion binding. NCBI's taxonomy places the organism in Eukaryota, Fungi, Ascomycota, Dothideomycetes, Pleosporales, Pleosporaceae.
AUGGAGAAGCCAGGUGUGCCCAUGCAAGCGUAUCCCCAGUCGCCUGAAGCCACAGGCCAGCCACAGCCGCCCGUCUACGCACAAGAUCCAAACGCGCAGCAAUACUCGCAGCCACCCCCACAAGCGACAUAUCAGCACCCAGACGCCAGCGUCGCCGGUUCAGCCCCAGGCAUGCCGCCCCAGCAAAUGCCCGGCACACAGUACCAGAACGCGACGCCCAUUGCCAAUCUUCAGCGCGGCCCCGCGCCCGCAGACUGCCCUGCAUGCGGCCAGCGCUCCCUCACAAAUGUCUCGUUUGAGACGGGUAACACAACACAUGCCUGGGCCUUUGGUCUCUGCUGCUUGUGCUGCUUGGGCUGCAUUCCCUACGUCAUGAGCUCGACAAAGGACGUCCAGCACAAGUGUGGCCGCUGCGGUGUCUUGCUCGCAACAUGGCAUCGCAGUGGCAGCACUGAGGUGCAUAUCCACUCUUAG